Clunio marinus is the source of this 186-nucleotide messenger RNA. The record is from the annotation of a GenBank genome assembly. NCBI's taxonomy places the organism in Eukaryota, Metazoa, Arthropoda, Insecta, Diptera, Chironomidae.
AUGAAGAAAUUCAGCUGCCGUUCUGACAUUACUUACAAGAGAAUGAAUCAGAAAAAGAAGAAUAAUAUAUUUGAAAAUUAUGCAAGAAAAGACGAGAUCGGUUUCGAUGAGUUUGUCGCGUUCUACGAUGAGUCGUUGAAAAUAUUACUGGAAUUAUGUCAACAAAACGUUAAAUUUUGUCAUUGA